CAAUCUCGCUACCCACCCUCCUUUUCCUAGUUGCUAAAAGAGGCCUCUCUUCGCUCCCACCCCCGGAUAACACUAGCAGCAGCAGAAUAGACGCCGCCGCGAGCCGAGGAAUGGAAGCCGCGACAGCAGCAAUGGCCGCCCUCCCGCCCCAUCCCUGCACCUCCUCCUCGCCGUCGUCCCUGUUCAUCGCCCCCAACCUCUCCGUCUUGAGGACGGCGCCAAGGGUGGCGGCUGUCCGCGCAUCGUCGGCCCAGCCGACGCUCUCCGCCGGGUGGGAACUGUUCGGGCAGUCGGCGGCGAGUCCGGCGGCCAGAAAGGCGCGUCUCGAGGAGCUCGACACCACUAACAUGCUCCUCCGCCAGCGCAUCGUCUUCCUGGGUUCCCCGGUGGAUGAUACGAGUGCUGAUCUUAUUAUCAGCCAGCUCCUACUAUUGGAUGCGGAGGACCAAACUAAGGACAUCAAAUUGUUUAUCAACUCACCUGGAGGCUCCAUAACAGCAGGAAUGGGAAUAUAUGAUGCUAUGAAAUUUUGCAAGGCUGAUGUAUCAACUGUUUGCUUUGGAUUGGCGGCUUCCAUGGGUGCAUUUUUACUUUGUGCUGGGACAAAGGGUAAGAGGUAUUGCAUGGCAAAUGCGAGAAUUAUGAUCCAUCAGCCAUCAGGGGGUGUCGGCGGAAAAGUCACAGAGAUGGGAUUACAGAUAAGAGAGAUGAUGUACGAGAAGAUAAAGAUCAAUAAAAUUAUGUCAAGAAUUACUGGAAAACCAGAGAAGCAGAUUGAUGAGGACACAAAGUUUGACCAUUUCAUGAGUCCUUGGGAAGCCAAGGAUUAUGGAAUACUAGAUCACAUUAUAGAUGAGGGGAUACCGGGAUUGGUAGCUCCAUUGGCAGGAGCUGUGCCACCUCCAAAAUCACGUGUGUGGUACUUGUGGAAGGCUUCAGGGCCAACUAGAAAGAUCAUGAAAGAUCUACCUUCCGAGGAGAAACUAAUUCGAAAUGGUAACGGCAGCGCAACUGGAGAUGAUGGGAAGCUCAAGUAGACCUCCGCAACUGAAGCCUGUCUUCUAUGUUACUAUAAUUUAGUAGAAGCCGACGUAACACUUCGUAAGGGGAUAAUAGGAUGAUGCAUACAGAGUGGAUCUUACUGUGCUAUUUCGCAUGCUAAUUCAUUGCUUGAUUUCAGGUUAUGGGUCUCCGUGUAGCCUGGUAGUUGGUAGAAAAAGGAUGUCGUGACGAAAUCCAAUGCAAUGAUUUCUAUGAUGCCUUGUUUUAUGGGUGUACACUAUUGCUUCUUGUUCUCUACUUCGAUGCAACAUGACACCAGCAUCUUGCUUUCA
Molecule: messenger RNA, 1334 nt
Organism: Phragmites australis (common reed)
Lineage: Eukaryota; Viridiplantae; Streptophyta; Magnoliopsida; Poales; Poaceae
Product: ATP-dependent Clp protease proteolytic subunit 3, chloroplastic-like
Exons: 5
Coding region: 111-1037 (308 amino acids)
Biological process (GO): protein quality control for misfolded or incompletely synthesized proteins
Cellular component (GO): endopeptidase Clp complex
Molecular function (GO): ATPase binding; ATP-dependent peptidase activity; serine-type endopeptidase activity
Source: RefSeq, a predicted model, not a curated record